Messenger RNA from Ixodes scapularis (black-legged tick), 1023 nucleotides. RefSeq lists its product as uncharacterized. Lineage: Eukaryota; Metazoa; Arthropoda; Arachnida; Ixodida; Ixodidae. The coding region runs from base 1 to 1023 and encodes 340 amino acids. The transcript has 2 exons. The record is from RefSeq and is a predicted model, not a curated record.
AUGGACCACGCUUCAGUGAAAAAACCGCCGUACCGAGCCGGCAAGACAUGUUCGGUGAUCGGUUGCAAGAAUAGUGGAGGGUUCUUGAAGGCGUGGGACACUUCUGUCUGCGAUCAACACGGUCCGCUCCUACGCGCCGAAUGCCCUUGCCUGCGCUCGUACGCGCUGCACUGGUUUCCGCAAGGGGACAAAAACGAAGAAAAACGGAGGAAAUGGCUAGCCAACCUUCAACGCAAGGAGCUGAAUCCCACUAAGAACGCAAGGCUUGAUGUUCACAACCAGGUCUUGCUGACCCUCAUGAGACUACGCCUCGAACUACUGGUAGUCAACCUAGCUUUCCGCUUCGAGAUUUCAGUGUCGCUGACUAGCAAGGUGUUUCACUUCUGGAUCGAGGUCCUUGCUGGUUUUUCGCGAGAUUACCUUGUCAUGUGGCUACCUCAAGAGACUAUUUUAGCGACACGUCCUGCUGUCUUCACAGAUUUCCCUAACACUACAUGCAUUGCAGACUGCUUUGAAGUAUUUGUCGACAGAGCACAGAACAUGCUCAAAAGGGGUUGCUCUUUUAGCCCGUACAAGAGCCACAACACUGCCAAGGUUCUUCACGUGAUUGCUCCGAAUGGUUUUAUUAUGUUUAUUUCGAAGGCUUAUGGGGGACGAGCCAGUGACAAGUUUAUCACGUUGGACUCUGGUCUGCUGAAGUACCUACUCCCAGGUGACGAGGUUCUCGCAGACAAGGGCUUCACCAUUGCCGACAUUCUACCAUAUGGAGUAAAGCUGUCGUUGCCGUCCUUCAGACGGAAGAAACAGCAACUGUCCGAGGCCGAGGUUGUGUUCUCCCGUCGGCUCUCUAAGGUACGAAUUCAUGUUGAGAGAUCGAUCUGUAGGAUGAAGUGUUUUCGGUUCCUGAAAUACAUCCCAUCUCCAGUUUUCGCGAAGGUAAACUGUGUUGACAACAUUCUGGUAGUCAUCGCAGGGCUAUGCAAUCUGCAACCAAGCCUGAUCAAGGAGGGAGAGCAAAGUUGA